This is a messenger RNA of Bactrocera latifrons, 9983 nucleotides long. It is a transcript of the gene Ufd4, whose product is annotated as E3 ubiquitin-protein ligase HECTD1. Lineage: Eukaryota; Metazoa; Arthropoda; Insecta; Diptera; Tephritidae. Gene Ontology annotation, molecular function: metal ion binding; ubiquitin protein ligase activity; protein binding. The record is from RefSeq and is a predicted model, not a curated record. Gene Ontology annotation, biological process: protein K63-linked ubiquitination; proteasome-mediated ubiquitin-dependent protein catabolic process; anatomical structure development. The coding region runs from base 468 to 9167 and encodes 2899 amino acids. Gene Ontology annotation, cellular component: nuclear speck. The transcript is spliced from 12 exons.
CAUUUAUCAAGUUGAAUAAGUUUGAGUGACUUUUUGCUGCGAAGUUUUCGCCCAUCGCAAAUUGUAAAGCGAAGGUCUAAAAUAAACCAUAAUAUUCUCCGUUAACUAAAAGAAAAAGCUGUUUUAUUUAUUUGGUGUUCUAUGAUGUGUAGUUAAUAUACAGAGCAGAAUUCAGUAGCAAAGAGCAAAUCGUAAUCCUGUUGUGAAACUCAUCUUGGAAAUUUUCUUUUUGUCAAUUGUGUGAAUAGAGUUUCCAAUUAAAAGUUAGAAGAGUGUGAAUGAAAAACGGUGAUAACUGUCAAUAGUUGAAUUGUAGUCUGGCAGCUCUGAUUGUCCGAGGAUUUUGCAGCACAGAAACGGAAAACAACGAAAAUGACGGAGUAGUUUAAUAAGUGAUUUAACUCAGUAAAAUAUAAUCGAUAAAACGAGUCAUCAAAAAGUGGAAGUGAAUUACGAGAAAUCCGAAGAUGGGGGACGUUGAUCCAGAAACACUCUUAGAAUGGCUAUCCAUGGGUCAGGGGGAUGAGCGGGACAUGCAAUUGAUAGCCUUGGAGCAACUAUGUAUGCUUUUACUUAUGUCCGAUAAUGUUGAUCGGUGCUUUGAAAGUUGUCCACCACGCACAUUCUUACCAGCGCUUUGUAAAAUAUUUUUGGAUGACCUCGCACCAGAAAAUGUCCUCGAGGUUACCGCACGCGCUAUUACAUAUUAUCUUGACGUGUCAGCUGAAUGCACCCGCCGCAUAGUGGCUAUCGAUGGUGCUAUUAAAGCGAUUUGCAACCGUUUGGUUGUCGCCGAUUUAUCAUCGCGCACCUCACGCGAUUUAGCCGAACAAUGCAUCAAGGUAUUGGAAUUGAUUUGUACCCGUGAGGCGGGUGCCGUCUUCGAUGGUGGCGGCUUAAAUUGUGUACUCACCUUCAUACGUGAUUGUGGUUCACAAGUACAUAAGGAUACAUUGCACUCCGCUAUGGCGGUGGUGUCACGUCUCUGCACCAAAGUAGAACCGAAUGCACCAUGCAUUCAAAAUUGCGUCGAAAGUUUAAGUACACUGCUGCAACAUGAGGAUCCAAUGGUAGCAGAUGGUGCGCUUAAAUGUUUCGCUUCUGUUGCUGAUCGCUAUACGCGCAAAUGGGUAGAUCCAGCUCCUUUGGCUGAGUACGGACUUGUGGAAGAACUGUUGAAACGUUUGGGCAAUGCUGCGGGUCCUAUCAAUAAUACAACAACCACAACCGCUGCCAGUCCAGGUGCAACUACCGGCGCUUCAACCUCGACCACCAGCACUGGCAGUGUUAGCAAUAACGACAGCAUAAGUAGCGUUACUGCAACAAUAGCUACGCAGAACAAACCAACUGCAACAAGUGAUCCCUCAAGGACAUCACAAUCGAUUUCAACAACCAUAUCUUUGUUGUCCACCUUAUGUCGUGGUUCUCCGCUUAUUACACACGAUUUGUUACGCUCCCAAUUGCCAGACGCAAUUGAACGUGCAUUGAAGGGUGAUGAACGCUGUGUAUUAGAUUGUAUGCGUUUGGCCGAUUUACUUUUACUAUUACUUUUCGAGGGACGUCAAGCAUUGAAUCGUGUUGGUGCAGCCGGUGGCGCUCAGGGACAGUUGGCGGCACGUGUACGACGCAAUGAUUCGAGUGCCGAACGUACACAUCGCCAAUUGAUCGAUUGCAUACGUUCCAAGGAUACCGAAGCGCUGCAAGAAGCUAUCGAAUCGGGUGGCAUCGAUGUCAACUGCAUGGAUGAUGUUGGUCAGACCUUACUAAAUUGGGCAUCCGCCUUCGGCACGCUUGAGAUGGUCGAGUAUUUGUGCGAAAAGGGCGCUGAUGUGAAUAAGGGACAACGCAGCUCAUCCCUACAUUAUGCCGCUUGCUUUGGUCGACCAAGUAUAGCGAAAGUGCUAUUAAAAUAUGGCGCUUAUCCAGAUUUGCGCGAUGAGGAUGGUAAAACACCACUAGAUAAAGCACGUGAACGCGCCGAUGAUGGUCAUCGUGAGGUGGCUGCCAUAUUGCAAUCACCCGGCGAAUGGAUGGCUGCUGGUAAUUUGGCGGCCAACAAGGACGGCGCCGACGAUAAUGGCACAUUAGAACCGCGUGGUGAUCCAGAAAUGGCACCAAUUUAUUUGAAAUUAUUUUUACCGGUUUUCUGUCGCACCUUCCAGGGCACAAUGUUGGCCAGCGUUAGGCGUGCCAGUCUUGGUCUCAUCAAGAAAAUGGUGCAGUAUGCGCAGUCGGGUGUUUUAAAAGGUCUUUGUGAACCACAAUUGCAGCUGGAGACGACACUUGUUACAAGCACAAACGCGCAAAAUUUGGGAACGUUGUUGGUGGAAGUGGUGGCCAGUGUGUUGGACAAUGAGGAUGACGAUGAUGGCCAUUUGGUGGUGUUAACUAUUAUUGAAGAACUAAUGAGUAAAACACAGGAUGAAUUUUUGGAUCAUUUUGCACGUCUUGGCGUAUUUUCUAAAGUGCAGGCUCUAAUGGAGCCGGAAAAUGAAGUCAAUGAUGCCACAACAACUGUGCACGUUGGAGCUAACGCUAUCACAGCAACGACAGUCGAAGAUCAGCUAAAUCAAAGUAGUAGUAACGGAAUAACCAGUUCCACGCAGCAGACCACUACAGCAACAGAAGACCCCAUGGAGGAUGCCAAAGAAAUUCUUCAAGGCAAAGCUUAUCACUGGCAUGAGUGGAGUAUUUGUCGUGGACGCGAUUGUUUGUAUGUGUGGUCCGAUUCAGCGGCAUUGGAGCUUUCGAAUGGUUCGAAUGGCUGGUUCCGCUUUAUACUCGACGGCAAGUUGGCUACAAUGUAUUCCAGCGGUAGUCCUGAAAAUGGCAAUGACAGUUCAGGAAGGGGUCGUGGCAUGGAUUCUGUUACUAGUGAAGAAAAUCGUGGUGAGUUUCUCGAGAAAUUGUUGCGUGCACGCUCUGCCGUACGCCCGGGCACACCUUCGCAACCCAUACUACCGACUGUAAGCGUUUUGCGACUGGUCGUCGGAAAUUGGGUGCUUCAAGCACAGAAACCCAAUCAGCUACAAAUACACAACACUGAAGGUCAUCAAGUGACCAUUUUACAGGAUGAGUUGCCCGGUUUCAUAUUCGAAAGCAACCGUGGCACCAAACACACCUUUACUGCCGAGCAUACACUCGGUCCCGACUUUGCCUCCGGUUGGUCCACCGGCAAAAAGAAGAAAAUAAAAACCAAAACUGAAGUGCAGAAGACACAAGUAAAGAAUUUAGCACGCGAUCUGUAUAAUAAAUACUUCAAAGCAGCACAAGCUGUGCCGCGCGGUGCUGUCGCCAAGCUCACCUCCAUUGUAAAGCAAAUCGAAGUCGCAUUGGAGGAGCAACGUUUGUCGCCACACUCGAAUUGGCAAGAGAAAUUACGUACAUCACUGAAUGAGCUGGCACAACUGUUGCACGAAGACGGUGUGGUUAGUGCGUAUGAGAUGCAUUCGUCUGGGCUCGUGCAAGCCUUGGUGGCGGUACUCUCGAAGAAUUAUUGGGAUAAUGGUUUAUCACGCAACAAAACCAAUAAAAUGCUAAAGCAGCGCAUAAAUAUUUUCAAACAAUGCAUCUUUGAUGCCAAGCUGCCCAGCGGUGAUGUGCGCAACACCACCGCCAGCAUAUUGGUGCAAAAGUUGGUGGCCGUUUUGGAGAGCACCGAAAAAUUACCCAUUUAUAUGUAUGAUGCGCCUGGCGCCAGUUACGGUUUACAGAUUUUGACUAAACGUUUGCGUUUCCGAUUGGAGCGUGCCGCCUGUGAGACGACGCUUUUCGAUCGCACCGGUCGCACUUUGAAAAUGGAACCCUUAGCCACAGUCGGUCAGUUGGCUAAGUAUUUGCUGAAAAUGGUUGCCAAACAAUGGUAUGACAUGGAUCGUUCUACGUACCAUUAUCUAAAGAAAUUGCGUGAACAUCGUCAAGGUAUGGUUUUUAAGCAUCAUUACGAUUUCGAUGAAGAGGGUAUUAUGUACUAUAUCGGCUCAAAUGGUGGCACCUGUGAUUGGGUGAAUCCCGCACAGUAUGGUUUGGUGCAAGUGACCAGCUCGGAGGGCAAAACACUGCCAUAUGGUAAGUUGGAGGACAUACUCUCGCGUGAUAGCGUGUCGGUGAACUGUCACACAAAAGACAAUAAGAAAGCCUGGUUCGCUAUAGAUCUCGGCGUCUAUAUAAUUCCCAAUGCCUACACUUUGCGUCACGCACGCGGCUACGGACGUUCGGCACUACGAAAUUGGAUGCUACAAGGUUCAAAGGAUGGUAUCACUUGGACUACGCUUGUCACACACACGGACGACAAGAGUUUAGUGGAGCCCGGUAGCACUGCUACGUGGCCCAUAGUGUGCGCACCCGAUGAGAUGCACGGUUUCCGCCACAUACGCGUACAACAGAAUGGACGCAAUGCUUCGGGUCAGACACAUUAUCUCAGUCUUAGCGGUUUCGAGAUUUAUGGACGUGUGGUGAGCAUCUGCGAUGACAUUGGUAAAGGCGCCAAGGAAGCAGAGGCUAAAAUGCGCAAGGAGCGUCGUCAAAUACGCGCACAACUCAAACAUAUAACGACGGGCGCACGUGUAGUGCGCGGCGUUGACUGGCAUUGGGAUGAUCAGGAUGGUUGCUGUGAGGGCACCGUUACUGGUGAGAUACACAAUGGUUGGAUCGAUGUUAAGUGGGACCAUGGCGGACGUAAUUCGUAUCGUAUGGGUGCCGAGGGUAAAUAUGAUUUGAAAUUGGCAAACUGCGACAAUUUAUCUAUGUUCGAGGGUGGCACAUCAAUUGCACCGGUCACUGCUGUUACAGCAACCGGCCAAACAGCAGGUGCGGCCGGUGGCAAGAAAUUCGAAAAGGCUGGCACACUUACGUCACGUAAAUCUAGCUCGACGCCAUCACUGCCCGAGGCUACAGAAAUCAAUCGAAACACGGAAGUGCCUUCUGAUCAGGCAGCAUCCGCUGAUAACUUGGCUUGGAAGCAAGCUGUUGAGGCUAUCACUGAGAGUGUCUUUAGUUCGGCUAAGACGCAAAUGCUCAAUUCCACAGCUGGUAAUGGUGGUGAUGAUGGUGAAAGCGGCGGUAUGGGCAGUUCGGCAACAACUGGUGGUAGCGGUGUUAGCUUAUUGCGUGAACGUGAAAAUAUUGCCGAUCUUUCGGCCAUUAACAACUCGAUGCAGGCUAUUAAUGCGAAUGUUGUAUCCGACUUGGCUACAAUAACCGAAAAUUUGGUGUUGACUGAAGCGAAUAUGUCUAAUGUCAGUGGCAGCACAGUGAGUUCCUCAACUGGUUACGGUGGCACUGGUGGCAAUAGUAGCCGCAAUGCUUUGGCCGCUAUUUUCGGCAAUGCCGGCUUGGUUGGCACUCAAGCAACGGGUGGCGUUUCAGGCACAUCAGCAACGCCAUCAAACACUACCGGUCCAUUGCUACGCAGUGUAUCGUUGCAACAAAGCAGCGAUGAACCAAAAUCCACAAAUAUUGAGGCCAACAAUAAGAUGAAUGCCAAUAAUUCGGCAAGCGCCAGCGGCAGCAUGGGCAAGGGGCUUUUAGUUAAUUUACGCGCGAAUACAUCAGCUGGACAGCGUGUGUCACAGUUCUCAUCGGAGGCUUUGGAGAUGAUCGAUAAAAUGCGCGAUGGUGUCGACAUGAUACGCAACAACACCAAUAACAUCCUAUCUUCGGAUAUACUUUCACUCUCGGCGGCAAAUUUAAUGACAUCAGCCGUUAAGUUCUCAAAUGUGACUGGUAAGCCUGAAAGCGGCACCGAUCAGCUUUCCACAGACACCUCGGGUACUUCGGUGGUGGUUGAUUGCAGCGCUACCGCAGCCGAAAAGUCUGUACGCACACCCGCUCUGAUGGUCGACACAGAGAAACGCAAUAAUAUUGAAUUGGCAGAAUAUAAAAACCACUCCGGUAUAGCCAGCAAUACAUUGACCACCAAUAGAUCGAUUAGUGUUAGCGAACAACAAGCUCAACAGCUACAACCACCACCACCGCAGCUUGAAGUUGACCAACAACAUACGGGUGAUUUACAGCCUGUUGACAAUACACAGCAAUUGGGCGGUUCCGCUGAUAAUGUCAAUGUCUCCGUGUCGAAUCAAAUGAGUGUCAGUGUGCCUAAUCUGACGACGACAUCUGUUUCGGAGACCACCUCACAAUCUGAAGUGACCAGUCAUACUGGACUUUUGGAGACUUUUGCCGCCAUGGCACGACGUCGCACCUCGCAAGGCACAACAAAUCUGCAGAACAACCAAAUGAUCAGCUCCAAUUCGAAUUCGAAUGAGCGCAAUAAUCAGAGUGUUGGCACCAGCUCUUUCUUCCCACGUGGACCGAAUUCGGUAACGAGCCUCGUGAAAUUAGCAUUAUCAAGCAAUUUCCACUCGGGUCUUUUGAGCACCGCCCAAAGUUAUCCAAGUCUCUCGUCUAAUAAUGCCGGCAACAGUAGUGGUUCAAAUACUGGCACAGCUGGUAAUGGCAACUCCUCUGCUGGUCAACAAGUUCAAACAUCUAUAAAUCCGGCACUAACGAUGAGUCUCACAUCAACUUCGAGUGACAGCGAACAAGUUUCAUUAGAAGAUUUCUUGGAGAGUUGUCGUGCACCAGCUUUACUUGGCGAUAUGGACGAUGACGAUGAAAUGGACGAAGACAACGAUGAUGAAGAGAACGAAGACGAAUACGAAGAAGUUGGAGUAAGUCGAUUGAACACAUUGCUGCAGGUGAUGGUUUCCCGCAAUUUGCUGACCUUCAUGGACGAUGAGACCUUAGAGAAUCGUUUGGCCGGCGUGAGCAAGCGCAAAUCAUGGGACGAUGAAUUUGUGCUAAAGCGUCAGUUCUCCGCACUAAUACCAGCUUUCGAUCCCCGCCCUGGACGUACUAAUGUCAAUCAAACAUCGGACUUGGAUAUACCAGCACCGGGCACCAGUGCCGAAUCGUUGCGUCAAGAUGAGCAUGUACCGCUACCACAGCCAGUACUAUCGUUGGUGCUGCGUGGACCCAGCAUAGGUGGUGUACCAGAUGUCGAAAUCGAAUUGAGUAAUAGCGAGUGGACGAUAUUCCGUGCCGUGCAGGAGCUUUUGCAAGUUUCGCAAUUGAACAAGACAGAUAAGUUCCGCAAAGCCUGGGAACCCACGUACACCAUUGUCUAUCGCGAGGUGACGCCACAAGAGUGCAUUAGCGGUGGCAUCAGUGGCACUGUCAUUGAGUGUGAUGAUGGUCCGAAUACACCAGUGGUAUCGUCAAAGAGCGGUGCAUCUACGCUCUCGCCAAACUCUCCCAUACGCGGCGAGUUCACAACAUCUGAGAAUGUCACCUGCUCAGUUGAUGAUGUCUUGCAAUUGCUCAGCCAAUUGAAUGCGCUCAAUCAAAAGGAGAGCAUAAGCGAAGUAGUAAAUACAACAACCGUUAGCGCUGAUGCAAAUGCAACAGCUGGCGGCAAUCUGCCACACGAACUUUUUAUGAGCAAGAAAAUUACCAACAAGCUACAACAACAGAUACAAGAUCCCUUGGUGUUGGCAAGCAAUUCUUUGCCCAAUUGGUGCGAAGAUCUGAAUCAGGCUUGUCCUUUCCUGUUUCCAUUCGAAACACGCCAGCUAUACUUCAAUUUCACUGCAUUUGGAGCUUCGCGUAGUAUUGUUUGUCUACAAUCGCAACGCGAUGUUACAUUGGAGCGUCAGCGCAUGCCCGGCCUCAGUCCACGACGUGAUGAUCAGCACGAGUUCCGUGUCGGCCGUUUAAAGCAUGAGCGCGUUAAGGUGCCACGCAAUGAGAAUCUGCUCGAAUGGGCCAUGCAGGUGAUGAAAGUACACUGCAAUCGCAAGUCAGUGCUCGAGGUUGAAUUUGUGGGCGAACAGGGUACUGGUCUGGGACCUACACUGGAGUUCUUUGCACUGGUCGCAGCCGAACUACAGCGCACCGAUCUCUGCAUGUGGCUAUGUGAUGACGCCGAUCUGGAAUUGUCCGACAAAGCUCAAAACGAUCAAACUGAACAUCUAAUAGCCAACGAUGACAUUAAGCCAGUCGGCUAUUAUGUAAAUCGUCGCGAGCACGGUCUUUUCCCAGCGCCAUUACCGCAAAAUUCGGAAAUUUGCGACCGUGUAUCGAAAUACUUUUGGUUCCUUGGUGUAUUUUUAGCUAAAGUGCUGCAAGAUAUGCGUUUAGUGGAUUUACCACUUUCGAACUCGUUCCUAAAAUUAUUAUGCCACAAUAAAGUGCUUUCACGUGGUGUACAUCAGAUUCAAUCGAAUCCUGUCUCCGAAGAUCCGAUGACCUCAUCCGUAGUAUCUGAGGAUUCUGAAUUGGCCGAAACUUGCUCGAAACUAUUAAGUGGUGUCGGUGGUUAUACCAACACAGAAUAUACCAACGCCACCCCUACCAGUUGGUAUGAUGGUAUUUUGGCGUAUGAAAAUCUUGCCGAAAUCGAUCCGAUACGUUAUGAGUUCAUAAGAGAAUUGCAAGAAUUGGUUGCACGCAAACAGGCUGUUGAGAGCGACACGUCACUCACGCCCGAACAGAGACGUGAAUAUUUAGCCACACUGAAAUUACGUACUAAACGAAAUGAGGAAAUCGAUUUGGAGGAUUUAACCUUGACAUUUACCUAUUUACCCAGUUCUUCUGUUUACGGUUACCCGUAUGCUGAACUGGUACCAAAUGGCGCCAACAUUGAUGUUACGCUUAAUAAUUUGGAAGAAUAUUGCGAUCUGUUGAUAAAUUAUGUUUUGCAAGAUGGCAUUGCCAAACAGUUGGAAGCAUUUCAUCGUGGUUUCUGUGAAGUGUUCCCACUGAAAAAGCUGGCCGCAUUCAGCCCGACCGAGGCGCGUAUGAUGAUUUGCGGUGAGCAACAUCCGCAAUGGACGCGUGAAGAUCUCAUCAACUACACAGAACCCAAACUUGGUUACUCCAAAGACAGCCCUGGCUUCUUGCGUUUUGUCAACGUACUAAUGAGUAUGACAGGACCCGAGCGUAAGGCGUUCCUACAAUUCACCACCGGCUGCAGUAGUCUACCACCAGGCGGUCUAGCUAACUUGCAUCCACGUUUGACAGUCGUACGUAAAGUAGAUGCCGGCGAUGGUAGCUAUCCAUCGGUAAACACCUGCGUGCAUUACCUGAAGCUGCCCGAUUAUCAGACGGAGGAGAUAAUGAAAGAGCGUUUACUGACUGCAACAAAAGAGAAAGGAUUCCAUUUGAAUUAAUAUACAUACAUAACAUACAAUAUGUGUUUAAAUAAUUUACUUACAUACGUCACUAUACAUAUUAAUCUUAAGCAUUUGCCGAAAUUUCAAAUUGGGCGUUAACAUUGUUAGGCGUUUCUACGAGAACAAUUCUCAGUUGAUGGCGAUGAAAUUGUUUUAUCUUUUAUCUUUUUUCUCUGCUGAGUUUAUUACUAUUAUUAUUAUUAUAAUUAUUAUUUUUUUUUUGAUCUAUAAAUUUAGGAAGUGUAACUUACAUAUAUACGCUAUAUAUUAAAAAAAACAGGAAAUUUUCUUAAAAUACCACGUGAAAGAAAAAGUCAACGAAACGACAUGAGCAUUCUUGUUUUGUACCCAAGUGGUGGCAAUGUGUAAAAAAGUUAGGCAGAAACACCUAAAACUGUGUGUGUAUGUAAUAAAAGAAGAAGAAAAAUCAAACCCCAAAUCUAAGUAGAGCAAAAAAAUAAGUAGUGCACCAACUAAAAGCAUAAACGCAAAAUUUCGGAUGAAUAUGAAACUGCAAGUGACGCUUCAACUCUUUCCUAAAUAGCUUUUGCAACAUUAUUACACAAAUAGUUAAAUAAUAGAGAGAAAAGGCAAAAAUAAAAAACAAUAACAGCAAAAUACGCGGCAAAUAGCAAAUUAAAUUCACAGAUGAAACUAGCUUAUAUUAUGUAUAUAUAUGUUUGUUUGUUUUUUCAUUAAAAAUUAAUUGACUUAUUGAUGACUACCUAACUUACGCGUAUAUACAAUAUUGAUACAUACAUACAUACAUAUAUAGAAAAACAACUACAAUACAAUAUUUCAAUAUGUACACAA